Micromonas commoda is the source of this 1531-nucleotide messenger RNA. RefSeq lists its product with no specific name. Gene Ontology annotation, molecular function: tryptophan synthase activity. The transcript has 2 exons. The record is from RefSeq and is a predicted model, not a curated record. Gene Ontology annotation, cellular component: cytoplasm. NCBI's taxonomy places the organism in Eukaryota, Viridiplantae, Chlorophyta, Mamiellophyceae, Mamiellales, Mamiellaceae. The coding region runs from base 1 to 1365 and encodes 454 amino acids. Gene Ontology annotation, biological process: L-tryptophan biosynthetic process.
AUGGCCUCCGCCGCGACCGCUCCCCAGGCCCUGUCCUCGCGCGUCGCCGUCCGCGGCGCGCGCGCGCAGCAGGCCCGCCGCUCCGCCGUGUCCAUCGCGCGCCGCAACACCAUCGUUCGCGCCGUCAUCACGGAUCCCCCCAAGCCCUCCAUCAAGGAGGUCCAGCGCCCCGACCCCACCGGCCGAUACGGCGCGUACGGGGGCAAGUACGUCCCCGAGACGCUCAUCCCCGCGCUCCUCGAUCUCGAGCGCGAGUACGCCGCGCUCGCGAGCGACAAGGAGUUCCAGGCCGAGCUCGAGAGCAUCCUCAAGGACUACGUCGGCCGCGCCAACCCCUUGUACUUCGCCGAGCGCCUCACCGAGCACUAUGGCACCGCGGACAUCUACCUCAAGCGCGAGGAUCUCAACCACACCGGCGCGCACAAGAUCAACAACGCGGUGGGCCAGGCGCUCCUUGCCAAGAAGAUGGGCAAGAAGCGCAUCAUCGCCGAGACCGGCGCGGGUCAGCACGGCGUCGCGACCGCCACCGUGUGCGCGCGCUUCGGCCUCGAGUGCAUCAUCUACAUGGGCGCCGCGGACAUGGAGAGGCAGAAGCUCAACGUCUUCCGCAUGCGCCUCCUCGGCGCCACCGUGAACCCCGUGCGCUCCGGCACCUCCACCCUCAAGGAUGCAACCUCCGAGGCCAUCCGCGACUGGGUGACCAACGUGGAGACUACCCACUACAUUCUCGGCUCCGUCGCGGGUCCCCACCCGUACCCCAUGAUGGUUCGCGACUUCCACGCGUGCAUCGGCCGGGAGACUCGAGCGCAGGCGAUGGAGAAGUGGGGCGGCAAGCCCGACAUCCUCAUGGCGUGCGUGGGCGGCGGCUCCAACGCCAUGGGCCUGUUCCACGAGUUCGUCGACGAUGAGGACGUGAGGCUGAUCGGCAUCGAGGCUGCGGGUGAGGGCAUGGGCCCCGGGCAGAAGCACGCCGCGACGCUCACCCUCGGCAAGCCCGGCGUCCUCCACGGCUCCUUCUCUUACCUCAUCCAGGACGAGGAGGGCCAGAUCAUCGAGCCCCACUCCAUCUCCGCGGGCCUCGACUACCCCGGCAUCGGCCCCGAGCACUCCUUCCUUAAAGACUUCGGCCGCGCCGAGUACCACGCCGUGACGGACCAGGAGGCUCUCGACGCCUUUGUCCGCAUCUCCCGCACCGAGGGCAUCAUCCCCGCGCUCGAGACGUCCCACGCGUUCGCCUACCUCGAGAAGCUCAUGCCCACCCUCAAGAAGGGCCAGAAGGUGGUCAUCAACUGCUCCGGUCGCGGCGACAAGGACGUGAACACCGCCGCUAAGUUUUUGAACAUCUCCGGCGAGGUUGACAUCUGAGCGGAGGGGUUUUUUUCACGGUUCGGCUCGGGCGUGAGCCACUGGUGGACGGAGAGCGACUGAGUGUCUGAGCGAGGAGGGUGUACGAGUACGGCGGCGGGACGCGGGGAAGGCCGUUGCUAUUAGCGCAGAUUCGAUUUGUUAUCUCUAAGUAGUUGGAUUCUUU